Messenger RNA from Salvelinus sp. IW2-2015, 2964 nucleotides. Its product is annotated as claudin-34. Gene Ontology annotation, molecular function: structural molecule activity. Gene Ontology annotation, biological process: cell adhesion; bicellular tight junction assembly. NCBI's taxonomy places the organism in Eukaryota, Metazoa, Chordata, Actinopteri, Salmoniformes, Salmonidae. Gene Ontology annotation, cellular component: plasma membrane; bicellular tight junction. The record is from RefSeq and is a predicted model, not a curated record.
CCUUAACCCUUACCCUAACCUUAACCCUUAACCCUUAUCCUAACCUUAACCCUUACCUAACCUUAACCUUUACCUUUCAACUUCAAGAGGGUAACGUCAGAGUUGGGACGUUCCAAGGAUCUCGUUUAGACUUUUCCUUCUGACAAUGGCCACACAGAGGUGAUGUGGUGUACUGACACAGACUGGCCACUAGAGAGCCUCAGAGAGGCGCUGUUGGACUUGGAUAUGAUGGAUUUUCUGUGUGCUUUUUGUUGUAGUUGACUGACUUCUUGAAGCCUGUUACAUUUCAGUUCCACAGAACAGACAGGAGCUGUUUUUCUGUGCUGAAGAAACACCCUGUUUCUGGAUUUAAAGUAGCUCCUUAYAAGAAAUUCAUUAAGAUCGAUGAAACUUGCUUUGCUAAAUGUGUUUGAUUCAGGGAUGUUGGUGAGGCCUCAUGGUGAGGGCUAUGCUCUCAAAUGAUUCCCAAGACGAGGCGGAGCGUCUCUGUUUAAUAUAAGGCGUGAUGGAAGAUGUUMUUUUUUUUAGUAAUUUAUUGUAGCCUUUUAAAAUAUUUACAGAUGACUUGACAUUUCAGGUAAACUCACCUAUAAACCUACGUUGUAGUUAAUUACAAUACAAAUGAUAUAUAUUCUUAUUGUGAAGUAUAGGUUUUAUAAUUAGAUCAUUAACAGGGUUUUUCCUCAAUGGGACAGUGCUGGUUUGGUUCAGAAGUCUAAAGUUAUUUUCAUAUUUGCCCAACGGGACAUAUCAUACUACACACACCACUAAUAGCUACAACAUAGAUGUGUAUGUUUUCAACCAAUCUUGUUCUCAGGCCCCACUACCCAUACAUUAGUAUGGUAUUCCUUAACAAUGUUUAUUUUUUUACCCCUGUGCUGGGUCUUUUUUUUUWAAUUCCAAAAGUAUAAAAAGGUAAUUAAACAUUUGAAAUCCGUUGUGAGCAGCAGGUACAGAGGCGAGCCAGGAACCGGAGGAUUGCUCAUGCGAGUCCCGGGCCCAGCAAMAAAAAAUCUGUCAGGAAGUGAGCUGGUAACCGGAYGGUUCCUGCUAUCAAAUCCUAGAUGCCAUUGCAUGCUAUUGUGCCCUUGAGCAAGGGACUUAACCCCCCCCUCCCACAACAACAGGUGCCCAGUGUGGCAGACCCCUGCACCUCUCCAAAACAUGUAUGUGUAUUUUGAAUGGCAGUUUCUUUCUUUUGGAAGAGUUGGGUUAAAAGCGGAAGGUGCGAUUUGACCAACAAAGGGAUCUUAAAAUCAAAGAUUGAAUUAGCACUUUAUUGUCCCAGAAUUCCCAUGUUUAGGGACCUGUCUCAACCUGACGUUGUGCCUGGGCGUCUGCCACUGAACACUAAAGGAUUUGUAUGUCCAUACUUUGUAUAACCAUACAUGCAUGCAUUGUACUCUCACAUCAAUUUGAAGACAAUAAACAGAAUGACUCUGACGGUCUUGGUAUUUGUGACCUUAUUACCCAAUUGGCCAGUGGCCAUAACGACAAUGACUAAGCUAAGAAAUGGCAGGGUUUUAAGUGUGGCCUGAUGUAGGAUUGGUUAAUUAGCCCCACCUUCCCUUUCCUCUUUCUGGUGAAUAGCAAUAGAAGAGUCAAUCAUUCACAGAGAUGUUAUGACUGUGACUUUAUGUAGUACAAGAUGAGGAAGUGUCGGUCUUGUCUUGUUUACAGCGGUACGAAUACAGGACGAUUGAUGACCGGUCCGGCACACUGACUGUUGAUCUGUAGCUCUCAUCACUACUAACCUGUCAGAACUAAGAGAGGGCAGCAGUUGCUUUGUUUUCCAACCUAGAGACAGCAGGACRGGAUCUGGGGGAAAACGACGACGUAUCCAAGCCUCUUCCUUAAUAUGAGGUGUGAGACUGGAGCCUGKGGGUGAGAAACAGGACCUUUAAGAAGAUCGACCGCUGUUCAUUCAGCACGGCAGCURUCUGAGAUGAGCUCUGACUGAGAUGAUGGGGCUUCAGUUCAUCUGAUCGGAAGAUGUUGUUUGUCUGUAGGCAGACUAAGAGAACUGUCGGUGGAUUAUCUUGGCUGUCCGUUUAAGGUGAGGCUCUCUGUGUGUUAUAUGGCAUACCUGGUUCACACGGCUCACCCUCAGUUCGUCAGCCUGUGGUUGAGCGCCGUGGGUUGGGUCCUUACCGCGGUGACCCUUGGACUCAUCCAGUGGAGGGUCUGGCAGGUGGCCGACUUGACCUUCAUCACCUCAGGAGUGGCCUGGGUCGGAAUCUGGAGGGUGUGUUUCUAUAGCCAUACACUCGUGACCUCUGGGUUCAGGGUCAUGUAUUGUCAGAAUAUGGCGCUGUCGGACGCCUUCACGCCCCCGGAGGUCGCCACGGCCCAGGUGCUCACUCUAAUAGGGCUGGUCGUGGGGUUCUGUGGGAACGCCGCCGCCGUCUUCGCACUCAGGAACGUCUAUUUCGGCCUGGAGAAGCAGACGCCUAUCCGCUGUGCGUUCGCGGUGGCUGGUACUCUCUGCUUGUUGUCCGCUGUGUGUUUUCUCAUACCUCUCCUGUGGAACCUGAACUCGGUGGUGACCAAUCAAACGAUUGCGUUCCCGUCGAACUUCCACAUGCCCCCUGCACCUGUGACCCAGAACGCGGGGGCAGGUAUCGGGGUCGGGAUCAUAGGGUCGUUCAUGAUGAUCGUCAGUGGAGUUAUCUUCAUCUUCUACAGGUUCCCUGUCAAGGUAGGACCCAGAGUGGAGCCGCCUUGUCCAGAGGCGAGACACUUUGAUGGGUCAAGUGUUGGGACAUUGUCCCCUGGGUCUGUGGGACACGGUAGGGAUAGUCUGAAUAACUCUCAGGCCAGGGACAAUCCUGCCUUCCACUCUGAUGAGCACUUGUGAUAUUAGUUUGUUUCUGACAUAUGAGUUGACCAUAUCCAAUGUUGUAUUUGAUGUGACAUAAAGGAAUAGCCAUUUGAUGCAACUAUAUGGUUAGUAUGAGAACCCCC